Messenger RNA from Mytilus trossulus (common blue mussel), 503 nucleotides. RefSeq lists its product as uncharacterized. The transcript is spliced from 2 exons. The record is from RefSeq and is a predicted model, not a curated record. The coding region runs from base 33 to 497 and encodes 154 amino acids. NCBI's taxonomy places the organism in Eukaryota, Metazoa, Mollusca, Bivalvia, Mytilida, Mytilidae.
UUGACGGUUGAAGAUUGAGGAAGGGUUUCAAUAUGCCUGCCACUAAGAAAAGAAAAGUUAAACCUACUGCAAAAGCUAAAGCUAAUAUGAUAUUCCGGAACUGUGGGAUAUGCCGUAAAAACUGUAAAAUUGCUAGCAUCUGCUGUGACAAUUGUGAUACGUGGUACCAUCUACGAUGUGAAGAGUUGGAAUUGGCAGACUAUGAAAUGUUCCUGACAGAAGAAAAUGUGAAUUAUUCGUGCAAAGGGUGUUUUUCCCAUGAACAAUCAGACGAAUACACAUACACCUCAGCAUUAUUAAGAUUGACAGAGGCUGGUGAACAGGGAUUAAAUUACCUACGAUUUUGCUGUAAAAGAGAAAAGGGAUUGCUUCCCACAAUGACUCAAGAUGAGAACAACGAAGAGAAGUUGGCGGUACACUCGGAACAUUCUACUUCCAAACUGCUGUUGAAACAAUACAAGAUGAACGAGAAUGGUGAGAGAUUUUUGAUGGCAUAAAGAAAA